This is a messenger RNA of Cercocebus atys (sooty mangabey), 5674 nucleotides long. RefSeq names its product ADAM metallopeptidase with thrombospondin type 1 motif, 15 (gene ADAMTS15). Bases 91 to 2793 code for a protein of 900 amino acids. The record is from RefSeq and is a predicted model, not a curated record. Gene Ontology annotation, biological process: extracellular matrix organization; proteolysis. The transcript is spliced from 7 exons. Lineage: Eukaryota; Metazoa; Chordata; Mammalia; Primates; Cercopithecidae. Gene Ontology annotation, molecular function: metalloendopeptidase activity. Gene Ontology annotation, cellular component: extracellular matrix.
ACCAGAGUGCGGGCUGCACGGAGACCGCGUCCGCGGCCGGAGAGCCCGGCCCAGCGCCUUCCCAGAGCGCGGCGGUGCCUGCCGGGCGCCAUGCUUCUGCUGGGCAUCUUAACCCUGGCUUUCGCCGGGCGAACCGCUGGAGGCUCCGAGCCAGAGCGCGAGGUGGUCGUUCCCAUCCGACUGGACCCGGACAUCAACGGCCGCCGCUACUACUGGCGGGGUCCCGAGGACUCCGGGGAUCAGGGACUCAUUUUUCAGAUCACAGCAUUUCAGGAAGACUUUUACCUACACCUGACGCCGGAUGCUCAGUUCUUGGCGCCCGCCUUCGCCACUGAGCAUCUGGGCGUCCCCCUCCAGGGGUUCACCGGCAGCUCUUCAGACCUGCGACGCUGCUUCUACUCUGGGGACGUGAACGCGGAGCCGGACUCGUUCGCAGCUGUGAGCUUGUGCGGGGGGCUCCGCGGAGCGUUUGGCUAUCGAGGCGCCGAGUACGUCAUUAGCCCGUUGCCCAACGCCAGCGCGCCGGCCGCGCAGCGCAACAGCCAGGGCGCGCACCUUCUCCAGCGCCGGGGCGUGCCGGGCGGGCCUUCCGGAGACCCCACCUCUCGCUGCGGGGUGGCCUCGGGCUGGAACCCCGCCAUCCUGCGGGCCCUGGACCCUUACAGGCCGCGGCGGGCGGGCUUGGGGGAGAGUCGCAGCCGGCGCAGGUCUGGGCGCGCCAAGCGUUUCGUGUCUAUCCCGCGGUACGUGGAGACGCUGGUGGUCGCGGACGAGUCAAUGGUCAAGUUCCACGGCGCGGACCUGGAGCAUUAUCUGCUGACGUUGCUGGCAACGGCGGCGCGACUCUACCGCCAUCCCAGCAUCCUCAACCCCAUCAACAUCGUUGUGGUCAAGGUGCUGCUUCUUAGAGAUCGUGACUCCGGGCCCAAAGUCACCGGCAACGCGGCCCUGACCCUGCGCAACUUCUGUGCCUGGCAGAAGAAGCUGAACAAAGUGAGUGACAAGCACCCCGAGUACUGGGACACCGCCAUCCUCUUCACCAGGCAGGACCUGUGUGGAGCCACCACCUGUGACACCCUGGGCAUGGCCGAUGUGGGCACCAUGUGUGACCCCAAGAGAAGCUGCUCUGUCAUUGAGGACGAUGGGCUUCCAUCCGCCUUCACCACUGCCCACGAGCUGGGCCACGUGUUCAACAUGCCCCAUGACAGUGUGAAGGUCUGUGAGGAGGUGUUUGGGAAGCUCCGAGCCAACCACAUGAUGUCCCCGACCCUCAUCCAGAUCGACCGCGCCAACCCCUGGUCAGCCUGCAGUGCUGCCAUCAUCACUGACUUCCUGGACAGCGGGCACGGUGACUGCCUCCUGGACCAACCCAGCAAGCCCAUCUCCCUGCCCGAGGAUCUGCCCGGUGCCAGCUACACCCUGAGCCAGCAGUGCGAGCUGGCCUUUGGCGUGGGCUCCAAGCCCUGUCCUUACAUGCAGUACUGCACCAAGCUGUGGUGCACUGGGAAGGCCAAGGGACAGAUGGUGUGCCAGACCCGCCACUUCCCCUGGGCCGAUGGCACCAGCUGUGGCGAGGGCAAGUUCUGCCUCAAAGGGGCCUGUGUGGAGAGACACAACCUCAACAAGCACAGGGUGGACGGUUCCUGGGCCAAAUGGGAGCCCUAUGGCCCCUGCUCGCGCACAUGUGGCGGGGGCGUGCAGCUGGCCAGGAGGCAGUGCACCAACCCCACUCCUGCCAACGGGGGCAAGUACUGCGAGGGAGUGAGGGUGAAAUACCGAUCCUGCAACCUGGAACCCUGCCCCAGUUCAGGUGAGGCAGGGAGAGCAGCGGUGGCCUGGGCCCAGGGGAGGCAAGGCUGGAGGUCACCCCUACCCCACCCCUACUUCAUCCCCGGAAGGAAGCUUCCGGGAGGAGGCAUUGGUGAAGGCUUUCCAAUUGGCUACAACCACAGCACCACGGGCGCAUCUGGCCGGUGGCUGAAUGAUUGGUUGCCAACAACCCCCAUUUCCCACCCCAGGCAUGGCUACAAUUUCGUGGUGGCCAUCCCCGCAGGCGCCUCAAGCAUCGACAUCCGCCAGCGUGGCUACAAGGGGCUGAUUGGGGAUGACAACUACCUGGCUCUGAAGAACAGCCAAGGCAAGUACCUGCUCAACGGGCACUUCGUGGUGUCCGCAGUGGAGCGGGACCUGGUGGUGAAGGGCAGCCUGUUGCGGUACAGCGGCACGGGCACAGCAGUGGAGAGCCUGCAGGCCUCCCGGCCCAUCCUGGAGCCGCUGACCGUGGAGGUCCUCUCCGUGGGGAAGAUGACACCGCCCCGGGUCCGCUACUCCUUCUAUCUGCCCAAAGAGCCUCGGGAGGACAAGUCCUCCCAUCCCAAGGACCCCCGGGGCCCUUCUGUCCUGCACAACAGCGUCCUCAGCCUCUCCAACCAGGUGGAGCAGCCGGACGACAGGCCCCCUGCACGCUGGGUGGCAGGCAGCUGGGGGCCGUGCUCUGUGAGCUGCGGCAGCGGCCUGCAGAAGCGGGCGGUGGACUGCCGGGGCUCCCCGGGGCAGCGCGCGGUCCCUGCCUGUGAUGCAGCCCAUCGGCCCGUGGAGACACAAGCCUGUGGGGAGCCCUGCCCCACCUGGGAGCUCAGCGCCUGGUCACCCUGCUCCAAGAGCUGCGGCCGGGGAUUUAAGAGGCGCCCGCUCAAGUGCGUGGGCCACGGAGGCCGGCUGCUGGCCCGGGACCAGUGCAACCUGCGCCGCAAGCCCCAGGAGCUGGACUUCUGUGUCUUGAGGCCGUGCUGAGUGGGGUCAUCCCUUUCUCCCCCUCACUCUCCACCCCACUGAUGUGCCAGCAUUCUGCCAGCUGGAGUAGUGGGCAGAGGACGGUGGCCAGGGGCUCACGCCACGAUGUCACCCACAUCCAGGGACAAGGACCAUGGGCUGGGGUGAGAGGUUCCCUCCUCCUCCCUGGACUGGGCAGAGGGAAGCCCAGACACUCCCGCACAGUCUACCUCAGGCCCCGCUCCUCGGGCCGGUUGCGGGAAGAGGCUUUGAGGUGCAGGGCAGAAGGUGCUGAGGCCCAGUUUCCAAGGGACCUGGAGGAUGGGCACCUUCCAGGCAGAACUUCAGGGACCCUGGCCCCCGGAAGGGAGGCCACAGGCUGCUGGAAGAGCCAUGUCUCAGCAGCUUGGCACCCUCAGGUGGCCCCAUGGGCUCUGAGCCGUGUCUGAAUGAGGCAGGGUUUUCACGGUGCUUUUAGCCCACCUUCUUUUUUGAACUGACCUGGACUAAGCAAUAAAAGCUGGCUGGGGCUGGGCAGAAGCCACGGGGAGAAUGAGAUUAGGGCCCCUGGAGCCUGGCACUCCACCGUGGAAGACGUGGAUGUAAACAGGGAGUCCUGAGGUUCCUCGUCCUGCACUCUUGGCCCUCCCUUAAAGAAGCAGCCUCUCCUUCCUCUGGUGUGCAGGGUGUAGGGCUGGUGGGGGGGGCUGCCACCGAAGCGUUCUCUGAGGCUCUGCAGGGAGUGGGGGAAGUCAGUAGGGAGCCUGCUGUCUUCUUCAAGAUGGAGCCGGCCAUUACAGAAAGACGUUGACAUUAGCUAGGGGCGAUGGAGUCUGUGGCUGAUGCAGGGAGUUUUUGGAAAGUUCUGGAGGGUUCUGCUGUCACUGGACUGGGGUUGGUGCUGAGCUCUGGGCCUGGCUUUGGGGGAUGUCACCCUGGGAUAGGGAGGAGGAGGCUGCAGUUCUGAUGGCUUCCUCCUCCAGAGAGGCACAUAUAUGCAGGCUGACAUCGGAGGGUCUGUGUCACCUCAGACAGCCCUGACAGUGGCCACAGGCCUGCACCCAUUGUGAGGGGGUGGGGCGUGCCUAUGAGGGCUAGGUGCUGAACAUCUGUGUGCCUAUAAACUCGUCUUCAUUCCAACAGCUACUGCUGUCUGCCCUGGGUACGUCACGUUGUAUCCCAGGCCUAAGCUUCUCCACUGUUUGCUACCUCAGAUUAUGCCCUCUAGGAACCCAGCCGUAUCCUCCACCUAGGACAGUGGUGACCUGGUCCUUCCACCACACUCAGCCUUUGGAGACUGAGCUUCCAGCCACAGAAAUGAGGGCGUGGUGUGUGGCUUCCUGCUCCCCACAGCCCAGCCCCCUGCUGGGCUCCAAAGCCAAAGACGGGGCCUCUUUCUUCAGACUCCUUGGGAGUAGGUUUCAGGAGGCACCAAGAAUCGAUGACUGACCCAGGGGGCCUGGCAGCCACUAGUAUGAACUGCUGGAGACCUGUCUGUCUUUUAGACAGGUCAGGAAAAUAGAAACAGGCGUUUUCUAUAGCUCCAAGUGGGGAGCUAUUUUGGGGUUAGAGCUGCUUUGGCUAAGCAGGGUGUUUCUUGAAGGUUUGGAUGCGCCACUGUGUACACGGGAUGUUCUGCUUCUGAGUGUAGGUGAUGGAUCCAGGGCCUCGGUGGAGAAUUUUAUUGAGCUAAAAUCAAAGCAUGUGUCUUCCUGGGAGAGAAGAGUUCAGCUCUUUUCUGUGGGUUUCCCUAAUAGUCAGAAUCCACAAGCCCACUCCCAGCCAAGCCUCUGCGACGAUGUUCUCAGCCGGGUCUAGCGCUGGGCUGGAGCCCUUGGACGGAGUUCAUGCAGGGGCAGAGGGGGUGCCAGUCUCUGAGGCAGGGCUGCAGUCACCCCUGAAGGACUAAGUGAAGAGGAACCCCUCUGUGCCAGUGGCCACUGUGGGCUACAGGGACUGAAGGACUAAGAGGAACCCCUCUGUGCCAGUGGCCACUGUGGGCUACAGGGACAAAAGGGACCAAGGUACCAGGCAGAAGCAGAUCCUCGCUAGCUGACGACAGCACUGCGCCCUGUGCUUGGUGCACUCCCUCCUUGAGGAGGAGAGGGUGGCAUGGGGGCUGUGCGGGAUGGCAGGGGGAGUGGGUGGGUGGGAAGAGAGGUGCCAUCGGUAGGAGGCUGGCCUCCAGUAGAGCAGAACAGCUUUUGCCAUCAGUACUUUACAAACCAUUUCAAGGAAGGACAACCACUCUGGCUCCUGACACAAGCCAGGCCUCAGUGCUUUUAUCUGUUGUGGUGUUUUUUUCUUUUUUCUUCUUUCCCCUUUUAAAAGACGCAUGACCAAGACAACCUAGGGAGUUUGUCUUGCUUGCCUUUGACUAUUUCCUUAAUCCAACCAUGCCCUCGAGGGCUGAGCAGAGACUAGACUCAAGACACAGGUUUCUGGUGAUGGAGUAAAGUUACAGCGGUAUCUCAUGUCUACACAAGAAGAGGAACGUUCUGAAAGCUCCAACAACUACUUCAGGGGGAUGGACCAGUAUGGCUUUGGGCCCAGGAUUCCCCAGCCUCCUCUGCCCGUUGCAUGCACUGAUUGGAGGAGUCUGGCCCAAACACUCUCGUAUGGGCCUCGUCAUGCUGGAGUGGGGUCUGGCAGGAGCUGAUGACAGUUUGAGGGACUUGAGUGUCCCUGGCCUGGCAGUUGCCUCCCGGAACACUAGACACUGACACUCACUGGUAGACCCUCCCUCCCCGCCAUUCUGUUUGGUUCUUUUGCAUUCCAUGUACUGCAGAAGGAUGGAAGGACCUGGGUGCUGGCUGGGCUGUGUAUACUGUGUAUACAGGGGAGCUGGCUGCUGAGGUGACCACAGCCUUCUCCUAAUAAAGCUGGAAGUGUUUAAAACCUG